This is a messenger RNA of Microtus oregoni (creeping vole), 1997 nucleotides long. It is a transcript of the gene Slc45a2, whose product is annotated as solute carrier family 45 member 2. The record is from RefSeq and is a predicted model, not a curated record. Bases 1 to 1590 code for a protein of 529 amino acids. Gene Ontology annotation, biological process: transmembrane transport. Gene Ontology annotation, cellular component: membrane. NCBI's taxonomy places the organism in Eukaryota, Metazoa, Chordata, Mammalia, Rodentia, Cricetidae. Gene Ontology annotation, molecular function: sucrose:proton symporter activity. The transcript is spliced from 7 exons.
AUGAGUGGCAGCCAUGGACAGACUGACACCCACACCUAUCAAUCCCUCUCGGAGGACUGCCCGUUUGGAUCUGUGGAGCAACCCAAGAGAUCCACAGGGAGGCUCAUCAUGCACAGCAUGGCCAUGUUUGGCCGAGAGUUUUGCUACGCUGUGGAGGCCGCUUACGUGACUCCGGUUCUGCUCAGCGUGGGCCUGCCUAAGAGUUUGUACAGCAUGGUGUGGCUCCUCAGCCCCAUCUUGGGAUUCCUUCUGCAGCCUGUGGUGGGAUCCAUCAGUGAUCACUGUAGGGCCAGGUGGGGCCGCCGGAGACCCUACAUUCUGACACUGGCCAUCAUGAUGCUCUUGGGGAUGGCCCUGUACCUCAAUGGAGAUGCUGUUGUAUCAGCUUUGGUCGCUAACCCAAGGAGGAAGCUGGUUUGGGCCGUGAGCAUCACCAUGACAGGUGUGGUUCUCUUCGAUUUUUCGGCUGACUUCAUUGACGGGCCUAUCAAAGCCUACUUGUUCGACGUCUGCUCCCACAAGGACAAGGAGAAGGGUCUCCACUACCACGCCCUCUUCACAGGUUUUGGUGGCGCCCUUGGCUACCUUUUGGGUGCCAUAGACUGGAUGCAUCUGGAACUGGGAAGGCUGCUGGGCACCGAGUUCCAGGUCAUGUUCUUCUUCUCUGGCCUGGUGCUCACUUUGUGCUUUCUCGUCCACCUGUGCAGUAUCCCUGAAGCCCCGCUCAGAGACACUGCCGAAGACCCUCCAACUUACCAGGUCCCUCAGAGCCCAUCGUUGUCAGCAGAUGCAAUUCAUGAAUAUGGUUCUAUUGAGAAACUUAACCCCGAUGAUGCAGACACAGAGCUGGUAAAGGGAGGGACAAACAAAAAAGCCUCUGAACAGAGUCAGAGGGCAAUGUCAAUGAAGUCACUUCUGAGGACGUUAGUGAACAUGCCUUCCCAUUAUCGCUGCCUUUGCAUCAGCCACCUCAUUGGAUGGACAGCCUUCCUGUCAAACAUGCUCUUCUUCACAGAUUUCAUGGGACAGAUUGUGUACCAUGGGGAUCCCUACAGUUCCCACAACUCCACAGAGUUCCUCAUCUAUGAGAGAGGAGUUGAGAUUGGAUGCUGGGGCUUGUGCAUCAACUCCCUGUUCUCUUCACUUUAUUCGUACUUUCAUAAAGCUUUGGUUUCCUACAUCGGAUUAAAGGGCCUUUAUUUCAUUGGAUAUUUGCUCUUUGGCCUGGGAACAGGAUUCAUAGGACUCUUUCCAAAUGUCUACUCUACCCUGGCCCUCUGUUCUAUGUUUGGUGUGAUGUCCAGUACAUUGUACACUGUGCCCUUUAACCUCAUUGCCGAGUACCACCUUGAAGAGGAGAAGGAGAAGCAGCGGGGAGCCCCAGGAGCCCCUGAGAACAGUGGAAGAGGCAAAGGUGUGGACUGUGCUGCCCUCACCUCCAUGGUGCAGCUGGCUCAGAUCUUGGUUGGAGUUGGUCUGGGCUUCCUGGUCAACAUGGCUGGGAGUGUCAUUGUGGUGGUGAUCACAGCCUCUGCAGUGGCACUGAUAGGCUGUUGCUUUGUGGCUCUCUUUGUUAGAUAUGUAGAUUAGGUUUAAAAAGAGGCAUCGGCUCAAACCUCGGACAAACGAGGAGGUGAGGCUUGUGGCAAGAACCCAGUAUGUUCUUGGACUUUUCGCCUUGAGGAACUGUAUAUCCCGUGCUGGAAUUUCACGUUGCAUGCACACAUGGGAAAGGUGAGUGUGGUAGGAUUGCCCGCCUCACUGCAUCUUCCUUGCCACCUGCUUUUAGAUGCAGGGAUAGGGAAAGUCGGCUUCCAUUUCUCAAGGUCAUUUCCGGCCUGGAUAACUUCUGAGGAGCAAAUCAAUCCUACCUGUGGUGUUAAAAUCUGAUUUUUAAAAAGCAGUCUGUAUAUCACUGGAAAUCACAUACUUCAACAAAUUCAGAAAUACUUAAAUAUUGCUGAUUGUUUUAUGGUGUUGAUUUAUUCACAUUUAAU